AUGACGACCAAGAAGUUGGUAAUCAUUGGGGCUGCCCCCACCGGCUUGGGAUUUGCUUAUCGGCUCAACGAAUUGCUUCAAGAGGGCAACGAAGAAGCCAAGAACGUUGAACUUCAGAUCUUCGAACAGGUACUCCACGUCGGAAUGUAUCGACAAUAAUCAUAAUUUUUCUAGGAGUCCUUUGCUGGCGGCCUUUCUCAUUCCGAAAAGGAUGACAAAGGCUUCUUGUGGGACAUGGGAGGUCACAUCACCUUCAGUGAGAACUGUCCCUAUUACGAGAAAGCCACCCGUUGGGCCGUUGAAGAGUGGAAUUCCCUCCAACGCAACUGCUUGGUCGACAUGAACUACUUGUUCGACAAGAAAGGCAUUCACUUGGUCCCCUAUCCAGCUCAAUUUGCAGUUCCCCUUUUCCCAGAAGACGUGAAGAAGAGCUGUUUGGCUGAGCUGAAGGAACGUUAUGAGAAGUCAGAGGAAUCAGCUUCUCCUGUUACCUUUGAGGAUUGGAUUCUGAAUAACUUCGGACCUACCAUCCUCAACAUCUUUUUCAAGCCUUAUACGAAGAAAGUAUGGACCGUUGACACCGCCAAGAUGUCCCCUAAUUGGGUGGGUACCCGCGUAGCCAAGCUUCCUCAAGAGAAAUUGGAAUCUCUUUGUGCCAUGAGCACAGACGAAUUGGCCAAGGCUGAUUUUGGUUGGGGACCCAAUGCCUGCUUCACUUUCCCCAAAUACGGCGGUACUGGUGCUGUCUGGCAGAAGAUGGCCGACAAACUUCCUCAGGAAUGGAUCAAGUACAACCACAAGUGUGUCAAUGUUGAUUAUAAGAACAAGAAGAUCACCGUCCAGAAGAAGGAUGGGUCCACCGAAGACGUUGCCUACGACGCCCUGGUCAGCACCACCCCAGCAGAUCUCUUAGUUCAGCACACCAAAAUCUGCCCCGAGAUCAACGUUGAGCACAACAAAGUGUUCAUUGUUGGGGUUGGUCUUGAGCUACCCAUGCCUGAGAGCAUGAAGAACUACACUUGGCUCUACUUCCCUGACCCUGCUGUUCCUUUCUACAGAGUCACUUUCCUCUCCAGAUAUGGUGAAAUGACACCAGAUAACAACAAGUACUGGUCAGUUAUGGUUGAAUGUGCUCGUCAGCCCGAUGACCCAAUCACAGAAGAAGAGAUCAAGAACGCCUCAGUGGAGGGUCUGAUCACCAAGGAGAUCAUCAAGAGAGAACAAAUUGUAUCUGUCUGGUCCACUACAUUGCCUUAUGGAUACCCAAUCCCAACUGUUGAAGUAAGUUGGUCAUUAAAUGCGUAAAUUUAUUUUUUUCAGCGAGACAAUGAGAUGGCUCGAGCUCAUCGCGCCCUAGAGUCCCACGAAAUCUACAGUAGAGGUCGCUUCGGUGGAUGGAAAUACGAAGUAUCCAACCAAGACCACUGCUUCAUUCAAGGAAAGGAAAUUGCUGACAGACUUGUUUUGGGCCAAGAGGAAAAGUUGUACCGUACCGGGUUGACAGAAAAGCGCGGCUAA
Molecule: messenger RNA, 1518 nt
Organism: Bursaphelenchus xylophilus (pine wood nematode)
Lineage: Eukaryota; Metazoa; Nematoda; Chromadorea; Rhabditida; Aphelenchoididae
Source: the annotation of a GenBank genome assembly